AAUGUACACUCGUCUCUCUAUUCUUGUUGUCGUUUUUCUUGCAAUUGGAACUGUCGACUCAAAGCACAAACAUCAUCAGAAAGGAAAUGAGCCAGAUUUCGUGAAAAAUCUCACAAAUUCUCAGAGAAGCUCGUUCUUUGGAAUCGUCAAGAAUCCAGGAAUUUCAUUUCAACAGAAGGACGAUAAACUUGUGAAAUGGGCAGAGGAUAAUAACCUUUCGGAGCAAUACGCCGAGUUCUCAAAGAACAUGACCAUUCACAAGGAAGAAGUGAGCAAGAAUAUCAGUGGAGUCAUCGAUCGUCUUGCGGCUGCCAAAGUUGAAGUUGACAAGGUCAAUGCUGAUUUGAGUUUGACGAAGAUUCAGAGAGACGAGAAAAUCGAUGAGCUCAAGAAGACCUACCCACAAGAAAUCCCGACUCUCUUCUAUAUCGGUGGUCUUUUCGAGCAUCCACGUAGAAAUGAGACAAAAGGAUCGGAAGGAAAGGGUGGAAGAAGAAAGCAUCAAUAAAUUAUGCUAAUUAAAAACAAUUUCCGUUUCGUUUAUAAAUAAACGUGUACAAUCUU
Messenger RNA from Caenorhabditis elegans, 564 nucleotides. RefSeq names its product SXP/RAL-2 family protein Ani s 5-like cation-binding domain-containing protein (gene srlf-31). The transcript is spliced from 2 exons. NCBI's taxonomy places the organism in Eukaryota, Metazoa, Nematoda, Chromadorea, Rhabditida, Rhabditidae. The coding region runs from base 2 to 508 and encodes 168 amino acids. The record is from RefSeq and is marked reviewed.